AUGUAAACUCUUGAUUAAAUUGUUGAGGAUCUCUUCAAUAAGUUCACCUUCUAAAAACCGAUUCCUUGUCCAACACCUAUUAAACCAUAGAGGGCAUAUUCAGCCUUCAGAAGAAAACCUUAAAAUCCAUAAUAAAUUUUAUAAUAAGCAACUCAAAUUGUCGAGAGGAAACAGGCUUUGCUCAAUAGCAUUCAAUCAAUGAAACUCUAAAGAAGCUAUACUGUUUGCAAAACUGAAGAAUCAAAUAAACCUGUUAAAUUUGAAAGAUAUCAAAUUUUAUCCAAAUUGGCUGUUGGAGCAUUUGCAACUGUGUUUAAAGCUUAUGACAGAAUGACUGAUUCUUAAGUAAAAAUAACAAAUACAAUAGUUUAGGUAGCUAUCAAAAAGUAUAAUUCUAAUCUAUUAAAAUCAGAAUAAAAAAAACUGUUGUCUAAAGAGACAGAGAUACUGAAAAAGUUAGACCACGAAAACAUAGUUAAAUUUCUUGGGACUUACAAGAAUACAAUAGUCUUAGAAUUUAUUGAUGGACACACUCUGACGAAUUAUUUGAAAAAUUAACCAAAUAGGCGAUUAUAAGAAAAAGAAGCCAAGCAAAUAUAUUCUUAAAUUCGAGAUGGAAUUAAAUAUUUGCACUCAAAAAAUAUCUUUCAUAGAGAUUUAAAAGCAGACAAUAUUAUGAUAAUCAAUUAAUAAGUUAAGCUAAUAGAUUUCGGACUUGCAUCAGAAAAUUAACUCUGCUCAGAUUUUUGUGGUACACCUGCAUAUAUGGCACCAGAAAUAUUUCAAAAAAAACCCUAUGAUGGCAGAAAGGCUGACAUUUGGGCUCUUGGAGUCCUGUUGUAUUAAAUACUUUGUGGAAAAGUACCCUUUCCAGGUAAAAAUGAUGAAGAAAUUAUGUUGGCUUAACUUCCAAAAUUCUCACUUCCUAAAAAAAUUAGUAAAGAAUUUCAAUAUCAGUUAUUACAUCUUUUAGACAAAGAUCAUACUAAAAGAAAACUAUGA
Molecule: messenger RNA, 1002 nt
Organism: Paramecium tetraurelia
Lineage: Eukaryota; Ciliophora; Oligohymenophorea; Peniculida; Parameciidae
Exons: 2
Biological process (GO): autophagy; peptidyl-serine phosphorylation; protein autophosphorylation
Cellular component (GO): autophagosome; cytoplasm
Molecular function (GO): protein serine/threonine kinase activity; ATP binding
Source: RefSeq, a predicted model, not a curated record